Spea bombifrons (plains spadefoot toad) is the source of this 1841-nucleotide messenger RNA. RefSeq lists its product as uncharacterized. The coding region runs from base 93 to 1049 and encodes 318 amino acids. The transcript is spliced from 2 exons. The record is from RefSeq and is a predicted model, not a curated record. NCBI's taxonomy places the organism in Eukaryota, Metazoa, Chordata, Amphibia, Anura, Pelobatidae.
GUCUUGUAUAUAUGUAUUUCUCUUGUAAAACACAACUAAAUAUACAUUAUCCUUAAUUCAUACAUUUACAGAGAUAUAUUGUUUUCCCCAUUAUGGCUAAUGAACAAGCAAAUAUAAAACCCUUUCCUUCAGAUAUUUCUGAGGAAAAAGAUUAUGAAUACGUUACUGAAGAACAUAUUCACAGCCUUGUAGAAAAGUCUGUUAACAAAUCUGUCCAAGCUGCUAUCCGCUCCGCUAUGUCCACCAUGCAGGACACGAUUUCUAAAUCAGUAACACUAGCCAUUGCUCAAGCUACUCCUAGAGAAUCCCCUCAGAAAAUUCCAUCUACUCCUUCUGAGUUAUUCUGGUCCGCUGAGGAUUCUACCACAGCUAUGGCUAAAGGCAUAAAAAAGUCUAGUAAAUGUUCUCAGAAGAGACAUUUUUGUUAUACCGAUACCUCUUCCCCUAAACAUAAAAAAUUAAUGUCCAAAAAAGAGGAUCAGGUCAAAUCACAUAGCUCGCACAUUAAAGCUAGCUCUUCUGCAGGUGUCCAAAAGUCACACCUUUUACCCUCCGCCCGUGAGGAAGAAAUUUAUAAACGGGCAAUCAAAGUCCCUUGUCGGCUUGAACCAGACUUAAACGAAACCUCAUCAAAUGAAUCUUUUUUGGAGGAAUCAGAUUCCUCAUAUAUAGAUGAAAAUUCGGACUGUGAGGAGGUUUCAGAUAAAGAUGUUAAUAAUAUGCCUAUUGAUGAUGAUGCCACAAUUUUGGACAGCACAGGAGAACCCUACUUCGACCCAGGGCACAUAAAACACCCGCGAUCGGGAGAGUGGGUCCCUCACCCUCAAGUGGCAAAAUUUUUAUCCCUUUGGAUGAGAAAACCUCUAGAAAAAUCAGCUAGGAGCAAAUUGAGAGCAGAAUGUCCUAGACCCACAUUGCCUCUUAAUGCAGCCUCUACUCCCGAACUAGACCCUAUUCUAGUCAAAUAUUUAAUGAAAACGGGGAAAAAUCCCAAAAAGGCAUUGAUAGGUCAUUUAAAUCGUGUCAAGACAAAUUUCUUGACCUGUUAGGUCCAAUUACAAAGAUUUUGGACUUAUCGGAAGAAGCCAUAUCUUCUGGCAAACCCAUAGACGUAAACAUACUUAAAGGUUGGGCCCAAAGGGCAGUAUGUCUUUUGGGUAACACUAAUGCCGCCUUUUGUGCAGAGCGGAGACGCUCUAUCCUUAUGAGACUUGAUCCUCAACUCAUACACUUGGCUAGUACUGAAUCAAAAUCUAAUGAAGGUUUACUCUUUGGUAGUUCCUUCAUUAAGGAAAUAAGUAAAUAUGUAAGCAUAUUUUCUUCACUUGAUAAAGCUCAAACUUCUCUGAAAAAAGUGUUUCAACAUAGAGUUUUUGGCAGGGCUGGGAGAGGAAAGGGCCGCUUUCCCAGCCGCCAAUUCCAAGACAGAAAAUACUACAAAGGCCCUACCCAUUCCGAAAGACCCUCCUACACUCCAACAAACACUUUUCAACCCACACCCUUCUUUCCCUCACGAGGACGCCCUUGGAGGGCCAGAGGUCACAGAGGCUACCCCAGAUCCAGACCUCCUACAGUUUAAUGGACGACAACAGAAGUUUUUCCAGGUUCAAGAUCCAACCUACCUGAGUUUCGAUGUUCUUCUGAUUACAGUUUUUUUUCCUACUUCAACCAUAUCACAUCAAAAAAAGAGGAAGUGAAAGAGGACUCCAGAUGUUAUAUUACCUAGGCUACAUGCUAAUUGGUUACUAGUUACCUGUUACACACCUGACUAAUUAAAACACUUUUACUUUACUUUGUUAACUCUUGCUGCUAUGAGUAGUAAAGAAAGAUUUAAUGCAUAA